Cutaneotrichosporon oleaginosum is the source of this 207-nucleotide messenger RNA. RefSeq lists its product as uncharacterized. Gene Ontology annotation, biological process: RNA processing; spliceosomal snRNP assembly. The record is from RefSeq and is a predicted model, not a curated record. Gene Ontology annotation, molecular function: RNA binding. Gene Ontology annotation, cellular component: spliceosomal tri-snRNP complex; precatalytic spliceosome; U2 snRNP. NCBI's taxonomy places the organism in Eukaryota, Fungi, Basidiomycota, Tremellomycetes, Trichosporonales, Trichosporonaceae.
AUGGCCAACCUCGGCGUCCCCGUCAAGCUCCUGCACGAGUCCCUCGGACAUGUCGUGACGGUCGAGCUCAAGAGCGGCGAGAUGUACCGGGGCAAGUUGAUGGAGGCCGAAGACUGCCUUAACAUGGCUAUGCGCGACAUCACCGUCACGGCGCGCGACGGGCGCGUGUCCCAGCUCGAGCAGGUGUACAUCCGCGGCAGCAUGGUG